Molecule: messenger RNA, 1119 nt
Organism: Diaporthe citri
Lineage: Eukaryota; Fungi; Ascomycota; Sordariomycetes; Diaporthales; Diaporthaceae
Exons: 3
Coding region: 1-1119 (372 amino acids)
Molecular function (GO): histone methyltransferase activity; protein-lysine N-methyltransferase activity; p53 binding
Source: RefSeq, a predicted model, not a curated record
AUGGGCCUCGGUGUCUUCGCAGGUGUUGAUCUUGUCGAAGGCCAGCUUCUUGACGAGUACUUUGGCGAGCUGAUCCCCCCACGUAUGGCAGCGGCCCGCGAGGACGAUGAUUACAUAUUCGAGAUAAAAAAUGUUGCAAGUUCGUCCGCCAGAGACUAUGGAAACUGGACCCGUUUCGUGAACCACAGCUGUCGUGACUUCAACGUCGAAGCUGUCGACAGCGUGUUGGGCGGUCGACAGACCAUCACGUUUAAAGCGAUAAAAAGCAUUGAUGCAGGAGAGCAGCUUCUUAUUGAUUACGGCGUCAACUACUUUGGUGACGCAGAUGGUGAUAUUCUUUGCAGGUGCCCAGCAUUCCCGCAACCUCACAUCCCUCCGGGCCAGGACCAAAGAGCCCCGCAAACCCAGCAGGCAUUUCCGGGGGCGCUAUCGCAGCCAAAUAUCCCCAAGCCUGCUGAUGUCAACAAGGCAUCGCAGAUGACGAUCUUCGCGUGGCAUUUCGACGUCAUCAAGGCGUUCCAGCGGGACAGGGUGUGCGGCACGAAACAGGGCACGCGGUGGGAGACCAAUGACCUCCUGAAGAGGAUCUUUGCGUUGACUAUCGGGGUCAGGCGGAGGAAACGGAAGGCAGCAAAAGCAAAGUUGCGCGCGGAAAACUCGCCGUUAAUUGAGGAACCAAAAACACCACCGCCGAAAACAGCUCCGGGACACUUACCGACCCCGCCGUCAACAGGAGGUCCGCAGAGGACUACUCCAGGAGACUUCCCGGACCUUCCGUCGGAUUUCCCGGCUCCAGCGGCAGGUGUCCCAACCCCACCAGCCACGACCGCACACUUCAACCCUUCUCAAGUUUCAGACUGCGAAAUAACAUCCGUCAUUAAGCACAGCGACGCAGUCAACAUGUCUUCAUCCUCAGUGCCCGGCCAUUUUGGCUCCUCGACCUCCCAAUCGAAGCCUGCAUCGACCGGAGCAGUCGGCCGUAUCGACCCAAACAUCGCGGCACCCAAGACAAACGACAACUACCUUCAGGACAAGGACCUCAAUUGGUGGCUGACGUUCGCGCGCACCUUCAAGAGUGCCGUCAAGACCCCCCUUCCUGACGACGACUCCGACCUAUGA